Messenger RNA from Nerophis lumbriciformis (worm pipefish), 1743 nucleotides. Lineage: Eukaryota; Metazoa; Chordata; Actinopteri; Syngnathiformes; Syngnathidae. The record is from RefSeq and is a predicted model, not a curated record.
AACAAGUUUGCCGACGAGAGCACCCCUCUCUUGGACUCUGAUACUGGGACUAAUGUGAGAGCAUCAACCCCUUCAGUUUUCCAGGGAAGACAACUAGCAUGUGCUGCUAUCUUGCUGGCUGAAUCAUUGGAAAGGAUUGCAUUCUAUGGGGUCACAGCCAAUCUUGUUCUCUUUUUAAACAGUAGUCCUUUUUAUUGGGAGGGGACACAAGCCAGCCAGGCUCCUCUGAUGUUCAUGGGAGUAACCUACCUAAUCUCCCCGUUUGGAGGCUGGUUGGCAGAUGCAUACCUUGGAAAGUUUUGGACCAUUGCCUCAAGUUUGAUUUUGUACUUUAUAGGCAUUGUUUUUUUCCCUUUAAUUUCAAAUGACAACACCAGAAUAAAUAUGUGUGGAGAAGAAGCAGCAUUUCCUGUGCAACCAGCUGAGUGUCUCAGCACAAACAGUACCCCUCCAAGCAAUGUGACUUGCCCUAUCCGUGCACCUUACUGUGGACCUAUAGUCUACAGUGGACUUUUUAUCAUUGCAUUGGGUGUGGGGACUGUCAAGUCAAACAUCACUCCAUUUGGGGCAGACCAGGUGAAAGACAGGGGUCCAGAGGCCACACGACGAUUCUUCAACUGGUUCUAUUGGUGCAUUAACUUAGGUGCCAUCCUGUCACUUGGAGGUGUAGCCUACAUCCAGCAAAAUUUCAACUUUGAGCUUGGCUACAUCAUUCCCACUGUGUGCCUUGGGAUUUCCUUCCUGGUUUUCCUCCUGGGCCGAACAGUUUUCAUUACCAAGCCUGCUGAUGGUAGCGCUUUCACUGAUAUGUUCAAGAUACUGAGCUUCGCUUGUUGCUCAUCAAAACCCAAGGAGCCUGACUUGCUUCGCAGUCAACCAACACUAUUGGAUGGUGCCAAAGUGACCCAUGGAGGAAAAUUUCCAGAAGAGAAAGUGGAGGAAGUAAAAUCUUUGGUGAAAAUCCUACCAGUUUUCUUAGCCCUUAUUCCAUAUUGGACGGUUUAUUUCCAGAUGCAGACAACAUACAUUCUGCAGGGGCUCCAUCUAAAGAUACCAGUUGCUGCCAUGAAUAGCGCCACUGACUCCCACAUGAUGACAUUUCGCUUCCCAGCAGCCUGGCUCACCAUGUUUGAUGCUGUGCUCAUCCUCAUGCUGAUUCCUCUUAAAGACAAAGUAGUGGACCCUAUUCUGAAACGACGUGGCCUGCUGCCCUCUUCUUUGAAGAGGAUUGCAGUGGGGAUGUUCUUUGUCAUGUGGUCAGCUGUGGCAGCAGGCAUUCUGGAGACAAAACGCCUGGAGAUCGUCAAAGCAAAUGGUCCCAUUAAACAAGAACUUGGGAAUGUAAUCUACUACGCAGCAGAUUUACCCAUUUGGUGGCAAGUGCCACAAUAUGUGCUUAUCGGCAUCAGUGAAAUAUUUGCCAGUAUUGCAGGGCUGGAGUUUGCCUAUUCUGCUGCACCAAAGUCUAUGCAGAGCGCCAUCAUGGGGCUGUUCUUCUUUUUCUCUGGGAUAGGCUCCUUUGUGGGCUCGGGUUUGUUGGCUAUCGUAUCCCUCAAGGAGAUUGGCUGGAUGUCAUCUCACAAAGAUUUUGGAAACAUCAACGACUGCUCACUGCACUACUACUUCUUUCUUCUGGCCGGGAUUCAGGGCGUCACUCUUCUCAUCUUCCUUAUAGUCACUUUUAAAUAUGACAAGCAGAAGGGCCGAGCAGGAAGCCAAAGACAAAGACACGUCUCAUCCUGA